AUGUCUACAACCCUCGGCUCCUUCAUAGCCGGCGGCAUAGCAGCAUGCGGUGCAGUCACAGUAACCCACGGCUUCGAGACCGUCAAAAUCCGACUACAACUACAAGGCGAGCUUAAAGCGAAAAGCGACGCGCCGCGGUUAUACAAGGGCGUCUUCCACGGUGUCAGCGUCAUCUUGAAGAAUGAAGGGCCCAGAGGCUUACUACGCGGUCUGGGAUGCGCAUACGUCUACCAAAUGACCCUCAACGGCUGCCGACUAGGCUUCUACGAACCCCUCCGCAAGACCCUCACAAACGUCGUAUACAGCGACCCAGCCGUCCAAUCCUUCGGCAUCAACCUCUUCGCAGGCGCUUCAUCCGGUGUCCUAGGCGCAGCAGCCGGCUCCCCCUUCUUCCUCGUAAAGACGCGGUUACAAUCCUACUCGCCCUUCCUACCCGUCGGCACACAACACAACUACCGAAACGCCGUCGAUGGCAUGAGACAAAUAUACAGCGGCGAAGGCAUCAAGGGCCUGUACAGAGGUGUAGGACCAGCCAUGGUACGCACGGGUUUCGGCAGCUCCGUACAACUCCCCACGUACUUCUUCGCAAAGAGACGGUUAGUAAAGCAUCUGGGCAUGGAAGAGGGCAUGCCGCUGCACAUUGCGAGUAGUACGGCCAGUGGCUUUGUCGUCUGCUGUGUCAUGCACCCUCCGGAUACCAUCAUGUCGCGCAUGUACAACCAGACGGGCAACCUGUACACAUCGGCUUUUGACUGCUUGAGUCGGACGGUCAAGACGGAGGGUAUCUUUGCGCUGUACAAGGGCUACUUUGCCCAUCUGGCGCGCAUUCUGCCCCAUACGAUUCUGACCCUUACGCUCGCCGAACAAACGAUCAAGCUCAUGCGCUUGGUAGAAAACCGGAUAGGCGUUUCAGACGCCAAGGAGAAGAUAUGA
Alternaria metachromatica is the source of this 933-nucleotide messenger RNA. RefSeq lists its product as uncharacterized. The transcript is spliced from 5 exons. NCBI's taxonomy places the organism in Eukaryota, Fungi, Ascomycota, Dothideomycetes, Pleosporales, Pleosporaceae. Bases 1 to 933 code for a protein of 310 amino acids. The record is from RefSeq and is a predicted model, not a curated record.